Messenger RNA from Notothenia coriiceps (black rockcod), 385 nucleotides. Its product is annotated as ectonucleotide pyrophosphatase/phosphodiesterase family member 3-like. Lineage: Eukaryota; Metazoa; Chordata; Actinopteri; Perciformes; Nototheniidae. Gene Ontology annotation, biological process: nucleoside triphosphate catabolic process. The transcript has 3 exons. Gene Ontology annotation, molecular function: nucleoside triphosphate diphosphatase activity. The annotation marks the transcript as partial. The record is from RefSeq and is a predicted model, not a curated record.
AAUCUGUUCUGGAUUCUCCACAGAUAUCCAGGAUCUCUCCCAUUCUGCUCCGGCGGCACUCACGGCUAUGACAACGAUGCCGAGAGCAUGCACGCCAUGUUUGUCAGUUACGGACCCAAGUUCAAGAACGUAACAGAAAUUGAACCUUUCUCCAACAUUGAGCUAUACAAUCUCAUGUGUGACCUUUUGCAGAUCACUCCAAUUGAGAACAACGGGACCCACGGCAGUAUGAACCAUGUCCUCAGGGAACCCUAUUUUAUACCAGCGCAUCCUGAAGAGCGGAGUGGACCGACUAGCUUUCCUCUGAUCAGCCUCACGCCUACAGACAGCCUGGGAUGCACAUGUGAUGCCCUGGUAGGUAUUAUCACAAUUAAAUUAAUUAUUA